Lasiodiplodia theobromae is the source of this 1053-nucleotide messenger RNA. Its product is annotated as Fructose-bisphosphatase. The transcript is spliced from 4 exons. Gene Ontology annotation, cellular component: cytoplasm; cytosol. Gene Ontology annotation, biological process: gluconeogenesis; fructose metabolic process; fructose 1,6-bisphosphate metabolic process. NCBI's taxonomy places the organism in Eukaryota, Fungi, Ascomycota, Dothideomycetes, Botryosphaeriales, Botryosphaeriaceae. The record is from RefSeq and is a predicted model, not a curated record. Bases 1 to 1053 code for a protein of 350 amino acids. Gene Ontology annotation, molecular function: fructose 1,6-bisphosphate 1-phosphatase activity.
AUGUCUACCGAAAUCAACAGCGGCGGCGGCGCCGUUGGCCAGGAGAAGAUCAACACCGACAUCAUCACCCUGACCAGAUUCCUCACUGAAGAGCAGGCCAAGGUCAAGGAGGCAACUGGUGACUUCACUCUCCUGUGCCACGCCCUGCAAUUUGCAUUCAAGAGCAUCUCGUACUACAUUCGUCGCGCCUCCCUGAUCAACCUUUCCGGCCUGGCGGGAUCCUCGAAUACGACGGGCGAUGACCAGAAGAAGCUUGACGUCAUUGGAAACGACAUCUUCAUUGCCGCCAUGAAGAGCAGCGGCAAGGUCAGGAUAUUGGUUUCGGAGGAAGAGGAGGAGGCCAUUGCGUUCGACGAGCACCCCGAUGCGCGCUACGCCGUCGCAUGUGAUCCGAUCGACGGUUCUUCCAACUUGGAUGCUGGUGUUUCGGUAGGAACCAUCUUCGGAAUUUUCAAGCUGCCCGAGGGCGCCAAGGGCACGAAGGAGGAGCUCCUUCAGAAGGGCACGGAGAUGGUUGCCAGCGGCUUCACCAUGUACGGCGCAUCGGCGCAGCUGGUCAUGACCAUGAAGGGUGGCAGUGUCAACGGCUUUACGCUCGACUCCUCUCUCGGCGAGUUCAUCCUCACGCACCCGGACAUGAGGAUCCCGAAGAAGCGUUCGAUCUACUCGGUCAAUGAGGGUAACAUGCAGUACUGGGAGGAGCCGGUGAAGGAGUACGUCAACAGUCUCAAGUUCCCCGAGGACGGCAGCAAGCCGUACAGCGCAAGAUACAUCGGCUCCAUGGUUGCCGAUGCCUACAGAACAUUGCUGUACGGAGGCAUCUUCGCCUACCCGGCCGACAAGAAGAGCACCAAGGGCAAGCUCAGAAUCAUGUACGAGUGCGGCCCGAUGGCCAUGGUGUUCGAGAACGCGGGUGGCCAAGCGGUGAACAGUCGGAUGGAGCGCAUGCUGGAGGUGAAGCCGGAACACAUUCACGACCGGUCGGGUAUCUUCCUCGGCAGUUACGACGAGGUGCAGAAGGUGAUCGACGUGCACGCAAAGCACAAGAAAUAA